UCCCGGCGCGGUCCCCUCACGGCGGCGGCUCCAUUUUCUCGCGCUCCCGCGGCCCCCGCGUAGCGCCCGGUUCGCCUCAGCCCCGGCCGAGAGACCCCAGCCCGAGACACCGCGCGCCGCCAUGAAUGAGGAGUACGACGUGAUCGUGCUGGGCACCGGCCUCACGGAAUGCAUCCUCUCCGGGAUCAUGUCAGUGAACGGGAAGAAGGUCCUCCACAUGGAUCGGAACUCUUACUACGGAGGGGAAAGCGCGUCCAUCACGCCCCUGGAAGAUCUCUACAAAAGGUUUAAUCUCCCGGGAGCUCCGCCGGAAUCUAUGGGGAGGGGAAGAGACUGGAACGUGGACCUCAUUCCCAAAUUCCUUAUGGCUAACGGUCAGCUGGUGAAGAUGCUGCUCUACACAGAAGUCACUCGUUACUUGGACUUCAAGGUGAUCGAGGGCAGCUUCGUCUACAAGGGAGGGAAGAUCUACAAAGUUCCUUCCACCGAGGCAGAAGCUUUGGCCUCCAGUUUAAUGGGUUUGUUCGAGAAGCGCCGCUUCAGGAAGUUCCUGGUGUACGUGGCCAACUUCGACGAGAACGACGCGCGCACCUUCGAGGGCGUGGAUCCCAAGAAAACCACCAUGAGGGACGUGUACAAGAAGUUCGACCUGGGCCAAGACGUCAUCGACUUCACCGGCCACGCCCUCGCUCUCUACAGGACUGAUGACUACCUAGACCAACCCUGCCAAGAAACCAUCAACAGGAUCAAGCUGUACAGCGAGUCGCUGGCUCGAUACGGGAAGAGCCCCUACCUGUACCCCCUCUACGGCCUCGGAGAGCUGCCCCAGGGAUUUGCGAGGUGAGCCCUUGGCUUCCCUC
This is a messenger RNA of Hirundo rustica (Barn swallow), 860 nucleotides long. RefSeq names its product rab GDP dissociation inhibitor beta. Gene Ontology annotation, biological process: vesicle-mediated transport; protein transport; small GTPase-mediated signal transduction. Gene Ontology annotation, molecular function: Rab GDP-dissociation inhibitor activity. Bases 122 to 844 code for a protein of 240 amino acids. Gene Ontology annotation, cellular component: cytoplasm. The record is from RefSeq and is a predicted model, not a curated record. The transcript is spliced from 6 exons. Lineage: Eukaryota; Metazoa; Chordata; Aves; Passeriformes; Hirundinidae.